Perkinsus marinus ATCC 50983 is the source of this 579-nucleotide messenger RNA. RefSeq lists its product as hypothetical. The transcript has 7 exons. The coding region runs from base 1 to 579 and encodes 192 amino acids. The record is from RefSeq and is a predicted model, not a curated record. Lineage: Eukaryota; Perkinsozoa; Perkinsida; Perkinsidae.
AUGACGGCUAAAUUCUUAUUGGUCCAUCAUCUCCAAGAGGACGAACAGAUCUUCCCAUUCUACAGGAAGCAUCUAAAGGAGCCGAGCGCCUUGGAACAGGAGGGACAUGAUCAUGAGGAGGUAUCGAAAUUAUUGGACAAUUUGGAAAAGGAUCUGAAAAAAAAUAAGCUCGAUGAGGCGCAGAAAACCUGUGGCACUAUAGCAGGAAUGAUGUGCGACCUUGUUAAUGGGCAUCUUGCGAGAGAGGAGAGGAUACUAGUUCCGGAAGCCUUUAGGGAACAUGCUACCCAGAAGGAAGUUCGUGACCUAUCCGCCCGCGUCCACGAUAUGAUCCAGGAUAACAUGGACAGAACUGAGAGUCUCGUCUUCAUGAUUUACAACAUGAAUGAUGAGGAGAAGGCUUUCUUCGAUGAGAGGAUGCCUUGGAUCCUCACCUAUUGGAUCUUCCCUAGAGCAGCCAAUAAGAAGGUUGAAGUGUUCGGUCACUGUGCAUAUCCUCGUUAUUCAAGCCCCGGCAAGUUGGCGUGGUACGGCAAAUGCCCACCAGUUCCUGCCGAGCUUCCUGCUAACCUCCGAUAA